AGUAUUUGGAAGCAUGUUUUUAGUGUAUUUUGCGUCGGUCGCGAAGGAGCAACAAGUUGUGAGGGGAACUUCCAUCUCUUUCAGUUCCAUUGACAAAUUUGAUAAGAGUGAAAGAGAAAGGGAAUAUCUCAGCUGUACCUCUCACAGCAUCUCAUUGAGUCCAUGAACUCAAACCAUUCGUCACUCUUGUGCCAGAAAAUAGAGUUGAGUGAAGGAUUUUCUAUCAGUGCAUAGGGAUCUUAAACCCUUUUCUCUCUGUGUUUUAAUAUGAAAUAUUGUGAGACACGACGAAAUGGUUGAGGUGAUAACGCAACUGAGCGAUAAGCAGAAAGCCGUGUCGAUCGGCGUGAUUUUAGCCGUGUCUGUGACUAUUUCCCUCCUUUGUGGUGAAAAUCUUAUAGCCCAGGCCAUUGUGUUCCUAAUCGGUUGGUUUCUUCUUACGGGAAACCGUCCAACAAUCGUAUUCGUCAUCGGGAAAACCCUCCCGAGAGAUCUUAAACUUCUAGUUCGUUAUGUUAAGCUUAACUACUACUUGAAGAAAUGGGACAGGGCUGGUUGGACUGUAGGCCAUGUCUUCCAGAGCGUUGUCCGUCGUCAUCCAAACAAGAAAGCUCUGCAAAUCGACGAUCACAUUAUGACCUUCCAGGAUGUUGAAAAUCUUAGCAAUCAAGUGGCUAACUACUUCCACGCGUUGGGCUUCCAUCGAGGAGAUACAAUAGCCCUGCUAAUGGAGAAUAAACCGGAGUAUGGGUGCAUGUGGCUUGGAUUAUCUAAGAUUGGUGUUAUCACUGCGCUUAUCAAUACAAACCUCCGUCGAGAUGUUCUUCUUCAUUCGAUUAGAAUUGCUGACGCAAAAGCAGUGAUCGUUGGAACUGAAUUAAUCGAUGCAAUGGAAGAGAUCCGAAAUGAGGAAGAUAUAGCUAAACUACCGAUCUAUCAGCAUCACGAUCCGAUGCAGGUUAAGCAAAACCUACCUCAGAUGUCCGGUACCAUAGGCUUAACAGAUGCUUUGACUGCUGCAUCAACGGAUUCUCCAACUGAGCAGAUGAACAAAGGCAAGGCAGUGGAUAAGAUGGUCUACAUUUACACAUCAGGAACCACAGGGCUCCCCAAAGCUGCAGUCAUAACUAACGCUAGGUACAUGUUCUUCGUUUGUGGAUGUGGAUUUAUGAAUGGCGUAAGACGUUCCGAUAUUAUCUACAAUCCUUUGCCGCUCUACCAUACGGCUGGUGGAAUGGUUGGUCUAGGAACGGUUUUCCUUCUGGGAACGACGAUGGUGCUACGAAAGAGAUUCUCAGCUUCAAACUUUUGGACUGACUGCAUAAAGUGCAAAGCAACGGCUGCCCAGUACAUCGGAGAAAUUUGCCGAUAUCUCCUGUCGAUGCCAGAUAAACCUCAUGACACUGGCCACUCUGUGCGAUUGAUGUUUGGAAAUGGAUUAAGACCACAAAUCUGGCCACAAUUUGUGGCUAGAUUCAAUAUCCAAGAUAUCGGAGAGGUGUACGGGUCUACGGAGGGAAACUCCAAUUUAGCCAAUAUCGACAAUACGGUGGGAGCUGUUGGAUUUCUUCCAGAGUAUGCAGCAUUUUUGUAUCCUGUUGCAUUGAUAAAAUGCGACGAAGAUACAGGGGAGCCCCUGAGGAAUAAAGAGGGCUGGUGCAUUAAAUGCAAGCCAGGAGAAGCCGGAGUUUUCCUUGGUAAAAUUGCAAGAAAAAAUCCAUUGAGAGCUUUUGGGGGAUACUCUGAUAAGAAAGCAUCAGAGAAAAAGAUUUUGAGGGAUGUCUUCAAGAAAGGCGAUGCUUACUUCAAUUCUGGAGACAUCUUAGUUCGUGAUAUCUACGGUUACUUCUUCUUCCGGGACCGAACUGGAGACACCUUCAGGUGGCGAGGUGAAAAUGUGUCAACGUCUGAAGUUGAAGCUGUCAUAAGCAAUAUUGUAGGCCUGCACGAUUGUGUUGUGUACGGUGUAGAGAUCCCUCAUGUUGAAGGUCGAGCUGGAAUGGCAGCUAUAGUAGAUCCUCAGAGAGAAAUCAGCUUGGAGAAUCUAUCAAAUGGUGUCAGAGGAUGUCUUCCGGCAUACGCUAGGCCAGUUUUUGUUCGUCUAAUGAAUGAACUGUCAAUGACUGGGACGUUUAAGAUGAAGAAGUUAGGACUACAAACUGACGGGUUUGAUCUUGAGAAAGUUCAAGAUCCAAUUUACUUCCUCCAUCCAGACGGAGUUUAUAGGCUUUUCACGAAGGACGACUACGAGAAGAUCCAGAGUGGAAAUGCCAGGCUGUGACUUUAAUUUCUUCCCUACUUGGUCACUGUUUUUGUUGUUACUCAGUUGCACAAGGACUUAUUUUUAAGUGACUUGUACAAGAGUAUUUCUGGUGAACUACAUAAUUUUUUUGUAUGGUGAUGAAGAGGUAGUUAAUAAAUAAAAACACUUAAAAAAUGUAUAUAGAAAAAAA
Molecule: messenger RNA, 2453 nt
Organism: Phlebotomus papatasi
Lineage: Eukaryota; Metazoa; Arthropoda; Insecta; Diptera; Psychodidae
Gene: Fatp3
Product: long-chain fatty acid transport protein 1
Exons: 7
Coding region: 293-2281 (662 amino acids)
Biological process (GO): triglyceride homeostasis
Cellular component (GO): endoplasmic reticulum
Molecular function (GO): long-chain fatty acid-CoA ligase activity; long-chain fatty acid transmembrane transporter activity
Source: RefSeq, a predicted model, not a curated record